AUGUCACAUCCCCGUGAGGUAGACGAAGAUUCCGACAUGUCUCUAUCCUACAGCAGAGCACCGGCCAGUCAGCAACAGCUCCCCUCAUUCCGCGAGCUCCUCCCACCACACCUCCACGAUGAAAUCGACUCCUCGACAUUCCGACAAUCCCAGGACCGCCCCUCCUCUGGCCACGAAAUGGCCGACCCACGCUCAAUCCCCUACAACUCGCCAUCCCAAAUGCCCUACGCCGAGUACCCCCGCGAAUACACAACCCGUGAACCACGACCGAUGAGCGACCACCUCUCGGGCUCCCUGCGCGGGCCCAGCCCCAUUCUCCCGCCCAUCCGCGACCUAGGCUCCAUGCCCGAACGCCAGGGUUACCCCGACAGCCGCAUGGCGCCGCGAUCCGACCCCUUCACAGAAUAUCGCGGCGCGCCCAUGCCAGCGCCCAUGCCAGAGCGGCGCGAGCACCACGCCCCUGUCAUGGGCUACGGACAGGGUCCCCCAAUGCCGUACCACGAGGAGCAGGUGAUGAUGAACCAAUCCAGCGCGGCGAAUUUUGGCAUCAUGGGCGAUUCCGUGGAUCCGCGGACGAGGCGUCGGAGGGGGAAUUUACCCAAGCCGGUGACUGAUAUCUUGCGCGCGUGGUUCCAUGAGCAUUUGGAUCAUCCGUAUCCGAGUGAAGAGGAUAAGCAGAUGUUUAUGACGCGGACUGGGUUGUCCAUCAGUCAAAUCAGCAAUUGGUUCAUCAACGCACGCCGGCGCCAACUCCCCGCCCUCCGCAAUCAAAUGCGUAGCGGCGGCGACGAGAGACAGUCCCCUUUUAGCGACGUCGACGACCACCUCCCGUCUCCGCACCACUAG
Penicillium argentinense is the source of this 846-nucleotide messenger RNA. RefSeq names its product homeobox domain-containing protein. Gene Ontology annotation, biological process: regulation of transcription by RNA polymerase II. Gene Ontology annotation, molecular function: DNA-binding transcription factor activity, RNA polymerase II-specific; RNA polymerase II cis-regulatory region sequence-specific DNA binding. The transcript is spliced from 3 exons. The coding region runs from base 1 to 846 and encodes 281 amino acids. NCBI's taxonomy places the organism in Eukaryota, Fungi, Ascomycota, Eurotiomycetes, Eurotiales, Aspergillaceae. The record is from RefSeq and is a predicted model, not a curated record.